UUGGAGUUAAGAAAAUGAACCACUUCUAGAUCUGGCAAAGCAAAAUGCUGAUCCUAAGAAAGAAACCAGCACACCCGUGUUUCAGAAGAAACUCAAGCGACCAACUGUGCCAUCUCCCUUUACUCCUAUGCCUAAUUAUGAUGACAUGGUCACACCAGAAUUAAAGAGAGCAGUGCAAAAAUAUGGGGUACGACCAAACAUGGCAAAGAAACGUAUGAGAACCCUUCUAACCCAUAUAUACAAGGAAACUCACCAAUAUGAAACUGACACAGACUGUGAAAUGAGCUUCCACAACGAAAAAUCAGAUGACGUAGGUAUUCCUGCAAAGGCUGUUGGACCUGAUAGUGGUGAUACCAGUGAUGGCCUACCAAACAUAGAUGCCACCAAAGAGCCUAAAGGGAUAAAGAGGGGACCAAGGGGUCCAAGAAAAACCAAACAGUUGGCAGCUUCUGUAUCUGGGACUGAAAGAAAGGUGGCAGCACCUAAGAAAAGCACAAAUAAAGUUGAAGUAAAUUCCUCCCCAGAUGGCACUCUUUCAAGACAAACCCAGAUAAGUGCUACUAGAGCAAAGUCUGUUGUUCCUGAGAGUAGGACCAAGGCACAUGAAAUCUCCAGUGAGGAAGAAGAGAGUUUUAGCACACAGGAGGAAAGUGAAGAAGAGAGAUUGGAGGAAGCUUUGCUGGAAGAAACUAUUAUGCCAGAAGAAGAUGAAGAUAUUACACCUUCUCAGCAGGUUUCAUCUGCAGACCUUCACUCCAAACUAAUGAGUUUUAUUCUGUCUGAUAAGCAACUUCACUCGAAGAUUUUACACUAUGAGCCUCUUGAGCUGGGAGAUUUACAGGAUGCCAUUAAUGCAGCAGGUAUCAGAUGUGGACAGCAAAAACUGAUGGAAUUUCUGGAUGAAAAGUGCAUCACAUUUACCAUGAGAAAGCUUCAAAAAGGUGACAGAAGAAAAAAGCAGACAAAGAAAAAAGACAAAAGUGUCAAAUCAACACAAAAUAAUGAAUAAUGCAGGGCCCAUUAAUAUGAAGGAGAGAAUUAAGCAAAGCAGUGGCAAAAAAAAAAAAAA
Molecule: messenger RNA, 1069 nt
Organism: Lingula anatina
Lineage: Eukaryota; Metazoa; Brachiopoda; Lingulata; Lingulida; Lingulidae
Biological process (GO): DNA replication; DNA repair; resolution of meiotic recombination intermediates
Cellular component (GO): Slx1-Slx4 complex; nucleus
Molecular function (GO): protein binding
Source: RefSeq, a predicted model, not a curated record